Messenger RNA from Linderina pennispora, 921 nucleotides. RefSeq lists its product as uncharacterized. Lineage: Eukaryota; Fungi; Kickxellomycota; Kickxellomycetes; Kickxellales; Kickxellaceae. The record is from RefSeq and is a predicted model, not a curated record. Bases 115 to 705 code for a protein of 196 amino acids. The transcript has a single exon.
GCCACUCUUCGCUUUUCACCUUUUCGUUUUUAUUUCUUGCAUUUGUUUCGCUGUUUCUCAAUCAGCAUACGCAUACAAUGUCAGCAGGACCCGUCGCUGCAGCCGCGGCUAAGCAUGGUAACGCUGGGGCUCCUGGCAGGCGUUGCAGGGCUCUGGGUAUACUCGGCCAUGCGUCAGCAGCGUCAAGAAGAAAAUACACCACCACCCACAGGCCGGCGUCGGACACGGCGGCAAUCGUCGACCAACAGCGAAUUUAUGUCUCUUGGCAGCGAAGCAGCAGCAGCCGCGGCAGCCGUUGGCCGGCAUAACACCACAUUGCGACGUACCGGUACGAUUCGGCGGCCGCGCCGACAAACGACUGGCUCGCUCAACGGCACAUCCUCAGCAACACAGCUCACAGCUGACCCACCGCAGCCUACAGUAUCUGACAUUAAUGAUGUGAGCGAGCCGACGGCAUUGUCGAGCCGUGCAUCGCAGGCGAGCCGGCAGCACAUGGAUAGCGACUCGGAGUCAGAAGAAGAGACAGGGGCGGACAAGGAGAUGCGGCUGCUGGCGCUACUGUGUGCGAUCUCUGAGGACCAGUCGCGGAGGGCUGGCGUGGUGCACCGCGGUAUGACGUGCAAUAACUGUAGCGAGGUACCGAUCCGCGGCGUCCCGAUACAAGUGUGCGCAAUGUGCCGACUACGACCUGUGCGAGGCAUGUGAAGCCCACGACGUCCAUCGCCAUCACGUACUGCUGAAAAUCGCUGUGCCUGUGCCGUCGUUGAUGAAUCCACGCACGCCUUUGGUAGCGGCGGUUCUACCCGGGCGACUUGGAGCCGCGUGAGCUGCCGCGCGACAUCAGCGAGCCACUUGAGGCUUCCACGCACCUGCACCCGGUCGACCUGGCCAGCCUGUACUGCGAGUUCUGCGUACUGGCCA